This is a messenger RNA of Schistosoma spindalis, 975 nucleotides long. The record is from the annotation of a GenBank genome assembly. NCBI's taxonomy places the organism in Eukaryota, Metazoa, Platyhelminthes, Trematoda, Strigeidida, Schistosomatidae.
GUUGCUAGGACAUCUUUUAAAUUUGUCAGUUGAAGCUCGUUCGGAAUUCUAUAACACCAGCCAGUAGUUUCGGUUUUCAGAUUGUCUUCAACUUGUGCUCGUUUUAUUGCUAUCUGUUGUCGGUUGUUUCCAUUAAUAAAUUUGAGUUUAUUCUUAGUGGUCACCAAGUAAUUGGUUCAUUUUUCUCUUAUCCUUCUGUUUUAGAUUUCCUCGUACCAUCUAUCAGAACCCAACUUAAUUCCAAGCUAAAAGCUAAUUUCUGUUGCAACUCUUACCAUUUUAUCGAACUUCAUAGUACACAAUUCAGAUGGCAGAAUUGCAUUGCUUUGGUCAAAUUUUGUGUGCUUAUGGGUUCCCUCAGAAAGAUUUAUUCUGCAAAUGGGGUCUUAAAGCUGGUUGUGCAUGGAGGUUACUUGAAGGUCUAGCUGAAGGAGAGACACAAGUUGACUGCCCAUUGGUUGGCGAGAAAGCAUACUUUUGCCAUCCAAUCGACCUUCAUUUCGCUACAAAAGGUUUACAAGGUUGGCCCAAGCUUCAUUUUCAGGUUUGGCAUCACGAUUGGGUUGGUAAAAACGAGCUCUUUGGGUACGGUUUCUGUCACAUUCCAACAUCUCCUGGAAAUCAUCAGGUAACGGUUCCUACAUGGAGACCAGUAGGUUCUAUUUUGGACACUUUAGUGUCAAGGCUGGUCGGUGGUGGUCCACGUCUUCGCAGACCAGAUAUUGUCUACGAUCCAACUGAUAGAUUUUUGCUCCAAACAGAAAGUAUGGGUUACAUAACACUCGAUUUGAAUGUCGUAACGAGAAAUUUUGAUAAGUUUGGUGUGGAAAUGUAAAUCAUUUUUUAUGUUUUUGAAAGUUUCCAAAACAAAACGUCAUCUACAUCAUACCGACUUUGAACGUAUUUAUUUUGAUAUUUCAUCAAAUGUUUGUGUAAAUAACCCUUUAAAGCAGGAAAUAAAAGCAACAUUAGUAA